Molecule: messenger RNA, 894 nt
Organism: Lotus japonicus
Lineage: Eukaryota; Viridiplantae; Streptophyta; Magnoliopsida; Fabales; Fabaceae
Product: probable calcium-binding protein CML27
Exons: 1
Coding region: 95-655 (186 amino acids)
Molecular function (GO): calcium ion binding
Source: RefSeq, a predicted model, not a curated record
AUUAUUAUAGUUAAAACCCGGCAAACACACGAAUCACAAUCGCCUUCGCCUUCAUCCAAACGCCACCUCUUUCUCUCUUCCAAUCUCAAACACAAUGGCAACUCCCCAACCCGUUCCCGUAGAAUCCGACCCGACUCCACCGUUCCCCGCAAAAACCGACCCGGAACUUCCUCCCACCGCCUCACCCUACCUCCAAAACACGGCCGAACUCGAGAGAGUCUUCAACCGCUUCGACGCCAACAGCGACGGUAAGAUCUCCGUCGACGAGCUCGACAGCGUCCUCCGCACGCUCGGAUCCGGCGUGCCACCGGAGGAGCUUCAGCAGGUCAUGGAAGACCUCGACACCGACCGCGACGGCUUCAUCAGCCUCCCGGAGUUCGCUGCCUUCUGCCGCUCCGACGCGCCGGACGGAGGAACCGCCGAGCUCCGUGACGCGUUCGAUCUGUAUGACCGUGACGGGAACGGCCUCAUCUCCGAGGCGGAGCUUCAUCUGGCCUUGAAUCGCCUCGGGAUGAAGUGCUCCGUUGAGGAAUGCCGUGAUAUGAUCAAGUCUGUUGAUUCUGAUGGCGAUGGGAGUGUCAACUUCGAUGAGUUCAAGCAGAUGAUGACUUCUCAGAAUCGUAGCGUCAAUGGCUCCGGACCGGAGCAACUGUGAGUCUUCGCCGGUGUUGCUGCUGCUUCCACAGUACGAUUCUUGUUUGUUUUUCUUCUAUGAAGAUAGCAUAAAUAAUCUUUGUGGUGUGAUGGUUGAUCACACUAGUUAAACUUCUGACAUAGAUUGAAAUUGAAUCAAGAUGAAAAUAGAAAUUUUCUUUGGCUUCGUUUGUUGUAAAAUUCAAUGGAGCUUGCGUUCUUCGCAGUUUUUCUUGAGUGUGUUUUUUAUUCUUUUGGUCA